AUGAGUUGUGCUGUGGAUAUUUACGAUUCUGGUCCUCAUUUUAAAUGGAUUACUCGUAAUAGUAUUGAUAUGAAUGGAGAAAGAAGUAUAGGUUAUAAUCAAUUUUUGGAUUCUAUACGUUUUACAAUUCAAGAUCUUGUUCAACAAGAAAGUUGUAUUGGUUCAUCAAAUUAUCCAGUUGAUAAACCAUCACGUCUUGUUCAAAUUGAAUGUCGUAAGCCAGGAUGUCGUUGUGUACUUAAAAAUGAACGUGCUCUAGCUAUGAAAAUUGUUCCAGGAAUAACAUUGGUUCAAGCUGAAUGGUUAUUACCAAAUUCUGUUGUUUCAAAUGGUGAAAAAUCUAGAUCACACCAUAGUUCUCAACAUGCUGUAAAUAAUACAUCUAAUAAUAAAGUUGCUUACAAUCAGAGUGUACCGAACGUGAAUCAGAUGAAAUCAUCUUAUUCACAUUCAGUUGUUCUUACUUCUUGCUGUCCAUCUUGGUUCGAAUUAGUACGAAGAAAUGUUAUUGGACCAUCUGAUAAUGGACCUCAAAUUUGUCCAGAAGUUCCUGUCUGGUCAAGUUGUAAAGCAGUAUGGCUUGCUAAACCAAAAUUUAUUUUAUUAAGAAAAGAUACUCAGUGUUUAUUUGCAACGAAUACUCAAUCACUUACUAUGAGUUCAACUGAACUACUUAAAAAAGAUGAUCGUUCCACUAUAACACUAGAUGCAGAUAAUAUUGGUAUUCUUCGACCUGGAACUGUAUUACAAUUAAUUGAUUGUCGAUCAUGUCGACUUGUACAUAAAGAAGAUCAAAUUUCUUAUCGUCUUUCUACUCGUCAUCGUUCAAAACCAGUUUCUAUGCUUCAAUGUGCAAUUGUUGGUGGUAAAGCAUUAGCUGCUUUAGCUUCAUCAAUUACAAAUUUAUCUUCACAAGAUGCAUUGAAUUGGUUUAAUAAUGGUCCUAGAUUAAUUUAUUUAUCUUUAGCUUCAAAAUCAAUAAUGUGCAGUCCUGUGAAAACAACAUCCACCAUUAACAUCAAUAAUAAUUAUCGUAAUCAUAAUAAGAAUUCUAGUCAUAUUAAAUUAUCAAGUAAUGAAAUAGAUUAUAACAUUUUUGAUAAUGGAGUUCAUAGUAUCUUAUCGUUGUUAAGCACUUAUCGACUCCCUCUAAUUACACGUCCUGUAGUUGGAUUACGUUCAACUGAAUGGUUUCUAAUGGGUAAAUAUACAAAUCAUUCAUCUAUAUCCAAUUCUGACACAAUCAAUAUGAAUUCAUUGCUACAAAUAUUCUCAUGUCAUCAUGGUGAUCUGAUAUUUUUAGAACCUUUAUCUGAUUGUACUAAAUCUGUUUAUCAGAAUGAAUCAUCAAAUGAAACAAUGAAAAGUCGUUUUUUUGUAGUUACUACUGAUAUGUUAUUACAUCAUAAUUUUUUAGUUGCUGAUUUACAAACAUGUCAAGCUUAUCAACAACAACUUGAAAUACAUGCAUUUAGAGUAUCUCAUUUUCUAGCUGCAUGUCAUCCUGUACAAGGUUUAACAUAUAUUAUAAAACAUUUAGAAGAUAUAACACAUUCAUCUAAUACUGGACCAUCAUAUAUACCAUUGACUAGAACACUUGGACCAAUUACUAAUCGUUUUAAUACUAUUGCUAUACAAUCAGCUAUAUCAAGUAUAGCUGCUAUUGCUUCUUUAACUAUGCAUGAAGAAUUGAAUGAUAUACCAAAUGAUUCAUAUCAAUUGAAUGAGAUUCAACCAAAAGUAUUGAAUCACUUAACAUUACAUAAUCAUAAUAAUCCUAUCUCUACUACUACUACUACUACUACUACUACUACUAACACUACAACUACUACUACUUAUUAUCAUAAUAGUAGUAUUCAUAAUCCCAUGCAUAGAUCAUCAAUUGAUAAUCAUCACUUUUAUCAUUCAGCUAAUUGUUUAACUAAUACUAAUUUACAUACACAAUCUAGUUUAUCAUCAUCAUUAUUUACUAGUGAAAUGGAUGAAAUGAAUGCAUUAUGUGAUGAAAUUGAAGAUAUUUAUUAUUAUGUACGUAAUGGACAUUUUCCAAUGCAAUCUCAUUCAUUAUCUUCAUUAUUACAUCAUAGUCAAAAACAACCACAACCACAUCCACAUCAUCAUCAUCAUCAUGAAGAGAAGAAUACAUAUUUGAAUCAUUUAUCAGCUCCAAUUUCACCAUAUUUAAACAAAUUCGUUACUAAUACUAUUGAUACUACUAAUAAUACUACUGAUAUUACUACUAAUAAUCAGUGUUUAUCAAUUAAAACAACCAAUAACAAACUAUUGAAUAAUGAAUAUCCUAUAAAAACAAAUCAUCUCAUUGAUAAUAAGAUAAUUAAUAUACCAAUGAAAAUAACUAGUAAAGCACCAGUUUUAUUAAUUCGUCCUAAACCAUAUCAUGAUUAUUAUUGUUAUAAUCAAAUGGAUGAGAAUGAUAGUAAGGGGAUUACUCAAUUAACUAAUACAGUUAUAUCAACUAAUCAACAAACUACUACUAUUACUACUAGUACUACUACUACUACUACUACUACUCAUAAUAACAAUAGUAAUGUAUGUGGUAUGAAUUAUGGUAAUUAUGUAUUCAGUGAAACACCCAUAGCAACAAAAUCAUGUCAUCAAUCUAUUCAACCAUUAUCAUCAAUUAGAAAUGAUCAUGGUAAACUGCAAGUUUCGUCACAUACUUUUACUCCUAUUACUACUAUUAACAAUAAUAAUCAUAAUAAUAAUAGUACUAGUCGAAUUGAUAGUUCAAUGGCAUUUACUCCUUUAGUGUAUUCUUCCACUACUUGUCAUGAAAGUUUCCCUCAUUUUACCACAACAACAACAACAUAUGAAUGUGAACGUGUUAAUUUCACUGUACCAUCAUUGGUACGAACGAAUGGAACUGGUUAUUAUUCAACUCAAAAUAUGACAAAAUUCGAUACUAAUCAUAAUAGUAAUGCUAAUUCAUGUACAUAUUCUGUUGGCCACACUGUUCAACAACCUAUUCAUUCUAUGAAUAAACAAUCUUCAUAUUCUGGUAUGUUACCAUCUUAUUGUUCAUAUCUACCUGGCUUAGCAACAACAACGACAACAACAUGUUGUUCACAUGGGAUAAAUUACUCAUUGAAGCCAUUGUUUACAACAUCAGCAUUGAAUAUAUCCUCAUCUAAACAGAAUUGUAUAUAUCAUAGAAAUGAAAAUAAAACAGAUGAGUGUAUUUAUGAUGAACCAAAAGAGGAAUAUGAUUCUAUAUCAACACCAUUACAACAACGACAACCUCAACAACAACACAAGACAAUUUGUAAUCUGUCAAAUCAUUCACCUUAUGAUUAUGGAUAUAGUUUAUCUUCACCAAAACAUCAUGAUAGACAUCAUCUUAGUUUAUCGUCAUCUCAUAUUCAUCCAUCUAUUAGUAGACGACCAAUGUAUGGAAAGGAUAAUUCUGUGGGAAAUGUUUGGAAUUCAUCGUUUUCUGUCAAUAAUCAUAAUAAUAAAACAACUAAUGUUUCCAAUACUACUAAUAUCAAAAAAAGUAGUACUACCUUCCAUUCGAUUAGUAAUAUGUUCAAUGAUAAAGUGACUAGUGCAGUGAAUUGUAUACAAAUUAUUCCAUCAAUGAGUAUUUCAUCAAAUGUUUUACCUUUUUCAACGAUCACCAAUGUUACUACUACUACUACUACUAUUAGUAAAAAUAAUAAUAAUGUAGGUCAUUAUUUCACAUCACAAGAUCAGCCAUCUUGUAUGACAACAAGUUUUCGUCAUCCAUCUGCACAGAAUUCCUCCUCAUCAAUGCAACAACCACCAUCUAUGCCAUUAUUAUACCCAUUACCAGUAUCGACGAAUCAUACAUCCAGACUAUAUCAGUCUACGAUAAUAUCUCCAUCGAUUGAUAGGAAACAAAUUAUUCCACGACCAUCAUAUAAACAUGUGACUUCAACGACAAAUUUCGAUUUCAGUAUGUAUCAUUAUCAUAAUCAUUCAACAAUCCCAUCACCAUUAUCCACUAUGUUAUUAUUACAAUCACCUAAACUUAAACGUACUGAAUUAACUAAUUCAUCACCAGAUACAGGAAUUGGUAUAGAAAGUACAUAUGAUCAACAGACUACUACAAGUACUUGUACAGUUGGGUCUUUUAUUCCUUUAAACGCAUAUCAUCAUUCAUUAUCUUCAUCAAAUAUGGCUGUUUGGUCACCAUCUCAGUAUCAUUGCCAACAGUUUAGUCGAGGAGAUUCUAUGACUACUCCUUCUACAAUGAAUAAUCAUAGUAUUAGUUAUGAUAGUAGUCCAGAUAAACAUUUUAAUUCAUGUAAAUUAACAACUUUUCCUGUUCAAAAUAAUCAUUUGGAUAUGAUCACACCAACUACUACUACUACUAUUACUACUACUCAUAAUCAUAUAAGUAGUAGAAAUCAACAAUAUGCUUAUCAAUUUUAA
Molecule: messenger RNA, 4416 nt
Organism: Schistosoma rodhaini
Lineage: Eukaryota; Metazoa; Platyhelminthes; Trematoda; Strigeidida; Schistosomatidae
Source: the annotation of a GenBank genome assembly